Peniophora sp. CBMAI 1063 is the source of this 1260-nucleotide messenger RNA. Lineage: Eukaryota; Fungi; Basidiomycota; Agaricomycetes; Russulales; Peniophoraceae. The record is from the annotation of a GenBank genome assembly.
AUGCCCCUCACCUCGUUCCUGUGGCAGUCAGCUAAAGGAGUAUCGAAUGUCGGCGCAUUGUACAGACACCAAUGUAUAGAAGCUCUGCGUAUAUGCCGAAACCUGAAGUCUGAGAGGUCUUUGCAAAGAGACGGGAUCGGAUUCCAGAUUCUCAUGGAUCUUGCAUGUUUGGCCUUGGACUGCGCCGCCAGAGAUGACCCAAAGGCGGAGGCAGCAUUCCUCGCCUUUGACGAGGCCGUCGAUGGGAUGCGCCACACCGCCAAGCUCUCGGUGAAUAUCGCGAACAACAUGGCGACGGCAAAGAUUCAUGACGAUGCUGCCGCUCACAAGCACCAGUCGGUACUCGCGAAACUCUCGUUCCAUAACGAAGCAGGUAUGACGCCAUUUGGACGCGCGGUCAAGAGGUCCCUUUAUACCUUCUUCGUCGCCCCCUGCGAGGAUACGACUUUCACCGAUGUGAGCCAUCUAUUGCAAUUCGCGUUUCACGUCGAACAUACGGCGACUCUUCCUGAACUGAUCUUCCGUUUUCAUCGAAAACAUCGGCAACGAUGGUCAGAGAAGUUGCCCUUCCAACCAUUGAGGUUCCCCCAUUUCUAUGCCAAGACCCAGCUAGAUCGUAUUGAUGAAGAGGUCGUGCGUCCACUCGACAACCACAGCAUGGACACCUUAGCGUCAGAAGAAAUUAUCUGGGCGUAUGGUGAUAACCCCCGCGGCCAUUAUGAACUGGUACGCGGGAUGCGCCGCAGUCGCAUACGUAGUAUAAGUGUCGCACCUGCAAGAGACGGUCUUUGCAGAGUCUUCAGAGACAUAUGCGGGCAUCUUGCGACGGAACGCUUCCUCUUCUGCGACGUCUUCUCACGGUGGGUUGAAGACAGUGCCACUCUGCUCCACUUCCAACCUUCAGGACGCAUUCGCGAAGAUGGAGAUUGUCCUGGGCGUGUGGUCAUUGAGCCCAACCAGGAUCUCAAUACUGUCUUGGUUGAUAUUGCGAUCGCCGGCAUUGUCGAGCAAGAAGUAGUCAGCCGCACUCUGGAGACAUCACGUGCCCCCUACGACGGGUACGUCACGGAAACUAUGCUCUCUUUACAAAUCCAUAAGGAUGAUGAUCAUAUGAUGCCGGGAGGGCUUAGUCCCAGCGAUUAUGCAUUACUGGCCGUUAACCCGCUGACAAGACAAGGUGACUGGUGGGGUUUCAAGGCCAAGCUGACAGAAGGCGUAGCCCAUGUCAAGAGUCGAUUUUGGCGACGCUCUCGAGGUUGA